AUGCUUGGAUUAAGUAAAAACAUCUACCAAGUGCCUCCAAGUAGCUCAUUGUCAGUAAAUUCCAAGGAAGAAAGAUUUGAUUAUGAUGAAAGCGAGUCUGACGAAAACGAUGAGGGCGUAUCGAUGGGCAAACUAAGACUUGAGCAAGGUUUCAGUUUUCGCUCAUUUAUCGACCAGAUUAAUGCUAAAACAAAAGCGUUAGCUAUGGCCCGCGAAAUGGAUGCAGAGAGAGGCAUAAGGCAAGCAGAUGCCAAUGGCAGUGUCGGUUCGAUUGAUACAACAACAAGUACAUCUACGGACGUGGGCCAAGUCUCCAAUGACACGCGUCCCAAGGCAAACAUAAGGAGGAUUCCGUCUGGAGCACGUCCAUCCACAGCGGAACCUAAUUUAGGAACGUCAACUCCUAUGAAAUCAGCUCCACCGGACAAUGAUUCGCGAAGUCAAACAAUAAGUGAUCUCUUAGUGCAAUCGACUCCAUUAGCGCCAUUGAAAUCAGCGCAUAUCAACAGGGAACAGCAGCCAAAAGAUAUACUAAAGGACAAACUCAUGGAAACACACAAAAAUCAAAAUGAAAAGGAAGAGGAGAUUCUUUCAGCAGAAAACGACAAUGACAUUCUUAAUGAAAUAUCGAAACUAAAAAAAGACAUAGAGCUAUAUCAGCAAUCCCAAUCCAGAAAAGAAGAAGAGUUCCAGAAAAUUGAACAGAGUUUAAGGGAGAAAGAUGACGAACUGGAGAGACUCAGAGGCAAUAGAAGCGAACAAGAAGAGGUCAUAUCUUUGCUACACAACCAAUUAAAUGAGCAUCGUGAGUAUAUAGAACUUCUCCAGAAGGAUAGAAAGGAUGAUGCACAAAAAUAUCAGCAGACGAUUGACACGUUGGAAAAGCAGCUGCAAACUGUGACGUCCAAGCUUGAGGUGAAUAAUACUCUGGAAGAAAGAUUAAGGCAAGCCACUGAAAAUCUUGAAAUGGAAAAAAAGAGCUCUGGUAAAGUAAUUGAAGAACUUGAAAAGGCAUUGGGUGAUAUUAAGGAGACCAACGUGCAACUGUCAUCAUCUAUGGAAGAUUUGAAGAAGUGUAAAAUUUCACUAACACAAGAGGCGGUAGUUAAUUGCCAGGAAAUAGAUAAUUUGAGAAGAAAGUUGGCUGAACAUGAAGAGGAAAUCGAUCGUCAGCAAAAAGAGAAAGAGAAAGUGGUUUUAGGGAAUCGAGCGGAAAUCUCAGCUCUUUCGUCAGCUAAUGAUCGGUUGCAAGCAGAAUGCGAACGUCUAAAAAAGCAGAUCUCAAUAUUAGAGAAGCAACAUUUAGAGCAUGAGAGUUUAAGGGAUGGUCUGGAAAAAACAAACAAGGGAAUGCUCGAUGUAAUUGACACAUUGAAACGUACUUCACAAGAGCAGCACGAAACGAUAGCAAAACUUGAAGCAGGUGCCGAGAAAAGGUGGAAUAAGGAAAUGCAAGCACUUUCUCAUUUUAAAUUAAAGUACGAAAAAUUAGAGGCUCAAUGCCAAACUACACAAAAUGAAUCGCGGUCACUGAGAGAAAAUCUCGAGAAAGAAAAAUUCGCUGAGCAGGAAUUCAGAGAAUUUUUGGUAGGAGUUUCACUCUUCGAAGUUGACAUUGGUAGCCUUAUCUUGACUGGAUAUCAACAAUGCAAAUUUAAUUUCUCUCUAGACGGUAUGUUUACCGAGACAAAUAGCGAGUUUAUCGGCUUCAAGUCGAAGCAAGACAUUCUUGACCGAAAAACCGUCGAAAGCAAACUUGAAGCUUCACAGCAUGAAUUGGAAUUGCUGACAAAAACAAUAGAAACAGAAUGGAAGCCAAAAGUGGACGUAUUUCAAAAAGAGCAAGAACGCCUAGCGGCUAAAAAUGAUGAAUUAGAACUCAAACUCGCUAAAAGUGAGGUCACUAUCAGAGAUCUAGAAAGGUCUUUAGAAGAACUUAAUGAUAAGGUAUUUGUUGUUUCGAGUGAAAGGGAUUCUUACGCUGAAGAAAAACACACUCUUAAUGAACAAAACAAACAUUUAGAUUCGAAGUUGGAAGCAGAAGAAAAACGGACACUUGAUCUUUCCACUCAAAUUGAAAAACUUAUCAGUGAACAUAAUGUUUUGACCGAACAAUUGAAUGAGCUCAGAAUGCAGCUUGAAAGUGGUCAGCAAAGUUUAAACCAGAAAGAUGAGCUCUUGGACGUGCAGCAGAAGAGUAUAGCUGAAUUUCAGGGCGAAAUUGCCAAGUUGCACCAAUAUAUAAACAAAAUCGAAGGCAAGUCCUCCAAAAAGAUAACAUUCCAAGUUGCAUCCCACUCUCACCCUCAUCUGACCAAGAGGAUAUAUGAUUCUCUGAUGGUUGACGCGGUAAAUAAUUUAAAUCUCGUCGAGCUACAAAAUAUGGUAAAAAACAUGAUCCUAUUGUUAGAAAUUCCUCUAUCAAAACUUACCAAGAAAAUCCCUCUGGUUAGCAUAUACUUGCGAUAUGAGAAGAGUUUGUGUCUUCAUUUCGCCAAUAGGCUCCAUCAUUUGGUGUUUCAUGAGGCUAUCGAUAUUAAACGAUUCACAAACGUUGCAUAUGGUCAAUAUCUAGAGAGUCACGACAUCUGUCACCUCCAGCAUCCUCUCGAAAAAUGCUUAGAGAAUCUUUUCAAGGAAGUUUCGUCGAGAUUGUUGUUGUCUCCGUAG
Molecule: messenger RNA, 2670 nt
Organism: Lachancea fermentati
Lineage: Eukaryota; Fungi; Ascomycota; Saccharomycetes; Saccharomycetales; Saccharomycetaceae
Source: the annotation of a GenBank genome assembly